This is a messenger RNA of Spodoptera exigua (beet armyworm), 3191 nucleotides long. The record is from the annotation of a GenBank genome assembly. NCBI's taxonomy places the organism in Eukaryota, Metazoa, Arthropoda, Insecta, Lepidoptera, Noctuidae.
UUCUCAUUCAACUCUUUAGUCUACGGUUCAACAUGGCUCUCAAAGCACUUGUCGGGCAAAAGAUUAUGAAUGAGGUGAUCCGGUAUCGGUCAAAAGGAAAAGAUAAAAUAGAAUGGCGAGUCCUAGUGGUAGACCAGUUAUCCAUGCGAAUGGUGUCAGCAUGCUGCAAAAUGCAUGACAUCUCAGCUGAAGGCAUCACUUUGGUGGAAGACAUCCACAAGAAAAGAGAGCCACUUUGCACCAUGGACGGCAUAUAUCUCAUCACUCCGUCUGAAAAGUCAGUACAUGCUCUCAUCAAUGACUUCUCUGUUGGAAACCGCAUCAUGUACAGGGCUGCACAUGUCUUCUUCACUGAAGCUUGUCCUGAUGCACGUUUUGAUGAAUUAUCUCGUAGUCCUGUAGCUAAAUAUAUCAAAACAUUAAAGGAAAUCAACAUUGCUUUUAUUCCUUAUGAACAACAGGUGUUCUCUCUGGAUUCGCCUGAGACAUUCCAAUGCAUGUACAACCCAGCCCUGGCUCAGACUCGCAAUGCCAACAUGGAGCGCAUCGCUGAACAGAUAGCCACCCUAUGCGCUACUCUCGGAGAAUACCCCUCAGUCCGGUACCGCAGUGACUGGGAACGCAAUGUCGAACUCGCUCAACUGAUCCAACAGAAGCUUGAUGCAUACAAGGCCGACGAGCCGACUAUGGGCGAGGGACCAGAGAAAGCUCGCUCUCAAUUGCUGGUAAUUGAUCGUGGAUUCGACUGCGUAUCGCCCUUGCUGCAUGAGCUGACUCUUCAGGCGAUGGCAUACGAUCUCUUGCCUAUUGAAAACGAUGUCUAUAAAUAUGAUUCAUCUGGAAACAUGAAGGAAGUCCUGCUGGAUGAGAACGACGAGCUGUGGGUGGAACUGCGACACCAGCACAUUGCUGUUGUAUCUACAUCUGUCACCAAGAACUUGAAAAAGUUUACUGAAUCCAAACGCAUGGGUGGAGGUGACAAGCAGUCCAUGCGCGAUCUCUCCCAGAUGAUCAAGAAAAUGCCUCAGUAUCAAAAGGAGCUCUCGAAGUAUGCCACACAUCUGCGCCUCGCUGAAGACUGCAUGAAGGCCUAUCAAGGCUAUGUCGACAAAUUAUGCAAAGUCGAGCAGGAUCUCGCUAUGGGCACUGACGCUGAAGGCGAGAAAAUUAAAGACCACAUGAGGAGCAUUGUGCCUGUGCUUCUUGAUCAGGCUGUGAUUAACUUCAACAAGAUGCGCAUCAUCGCAUUAUACAUCAUGUCCAAGAAUGGCAUCUCGGAAGAGAACUUAAACAAAUUGGUUACACAUGCGCAGCUUGAACCCUCCGAUAAGCAGACCUUGCUUAACCUUGCCAACUUGGGACUCAAUGUUGUGGUGGACGGUAACAGAAAAAAGCAAUAUCAAGUACCAAGGAAGGAGAGGAUCACAGAACAAACUUACCAAAUGUCAAGAUGGACACCUGUCAUCAAGGAUAUCAUGGAAGACGCCAUUGAAGAUAAACUAGAUCAACGUCACUUUCCAUUCUUGGCUGGACGCGCCCAAACUUCAGGAUACCAGGCACCAACUAGUGUGCGCUACGGACACUGGCAUAAAGACAAAGCGCAGCAGACUAUUAAAAACGUACCACGCCUGAUUGUCUUCGUUGUUGGAGGCGUCUGCUUCUCUGAAAUUCGCUGCGCGUACGAAGUAACAGCUGCGCUUAAGAACUGGGAGGUGAUCAUCGGCUCUUCCCACAUACUGACCCCUGACAACUUCCUGUCAGAUCUCAGCUCUCUAACCGCCUAAAUCGGGAAUGCUUGAGAAGCCGGCUAUCUACAUUACAGAAAUUCAUAAAGUGAUUGCCUAACUUUGUUUUGAAUAGUCGAAGCUAGCGAGAUGUCUAGGCCCAAUACAUUGAAACGCAUGUACUUAUGUAUGCAUUACAUAAAAAAAUGUUCAGUGUUGCUCUACUUCGACCCUUUUAUUGUGAUAUCAGCAUAUAGUAACUAUGCAAAAGCAUAGUAUAUGGCAAAACUUAAUUUAUUUUAAGGGCCAAUUUUACUUUAGUACCGCUUAUUCUUACCAGCACUACCAUCUGACACAGUCAGCCUGGUUGUUUUUGAAUACAAAUAUUUUUUGUAUGUACUAUAAAUAACUAAGUACCUUUUGAAAUUUGAGAUCAGAGUGCAAAAGUGCUUUACAUUAUUAAUAAUGAUUACGUUUUAUCUUUCAUAUUACGUUUUGUUGUAUAGCAACUUGAUCAAAAUAUUUAUAUUGUUGACAUUUAUUUCAAAGUAAUUUUAUCAAUAUUGGAAUUAUUAGUUUGUAAGUUUUCAAUGUAUUAUUUUGUUGAUAGGAAUGUUAAACAUAACAUAGCAUGGUUUUGCGUAAUAUUAAUAUCGACUGAUUCAAACAACAUGCUAUUGUUAAAUUAUGGUACAUUAAAUAUUUCUAUCGAGGUAAUAUUUGAAAGUAUAGACGUAGUUCUAAAGAUAAUCUACAAAAUUAUAGUGAGUACAAUGUCUUUUAUCAUGUGUGUGUUUACUAGUUGUAAAUUUCGCUUCCAAAAACCGUUGUGCAGUUAAUUUAAUGCCAAAUGCUAGAAUCUUACAAGUAUUACUGUAGACAUAAUUUGUGAAGAGAACUCUGUUAUUUAAAAACUGCACCUUUGAUUACUAUGUACAGCGCACUGCGGUCGAGCUAAAUAUCGCGUCGACUUGAUGUAGUUCACGAUACUCACAAAACUAUUACACUUAUCUAUGAUAUAAUGCUGCGUGUUUGCUUUUCACAAUAAGAACCGUUACGUUUACAUUCCAAACUUCCUGUAUUAUAGUCAUUAGACAAUGUUUUACUCUUGAAAUUAUUUAGUAUUUACCUCUUACAUUGUUUGUACUAAGUCAGGUACGUUUAACGUAUUGGUGAUUUACUAUUUUAACCUAAAAUAUCGUGUAGAAUGUUCUAGAUAGGCCACAUGACCUUUCACAUGCCAUUCAACAAAAUGAAAUGUUAUUCACUGUUGAAAUAAUAUCGAACUUGUAUGUUGGUCUCAUCGUAAUCUGGCCACUGUUAUCUAAAAAUUUUCAUAAAUUGUGUGUUAAUGAAGGAUUGUGCAAUUAUGUAGGACGUAUUCGUGUUACUAGCCAGUCAAAUCAUAAUUAUCAGUAUUUAAUUGUUAACAAUUUCAUUAAAUUAUUUAAUCAUUAUUAAAUAAUA